This is a messenger RNA of Caenorhabditis sp. 36 PRJEB53466, 1147 nucleotides long. Lineage: Eukaryota; Metazoa; Nematoda; Chromadorea; Rhabditida; Rhabditidae. The record is from the annotation of a GenBank genome assembly.
AUGAGCUUCACCCACGAGAAGCUGACCGAUAAUAUUUACUGGAUCCGAGAAGGAGAUACUCGAGAAUGUUACCCACUGAUGUACCUGAUUAUGGGCACAGAAGAAACCGGUAAGUCGGUACAUUUUUCCUCUGUUUGCCACAUUUCUUUUUUUUCCAGCACUUUUAAUUGAUACUGGUUGCGGAUGUGGCAAUAUUUACUUUUACCUCCGUUCUUUGUCGUUUAUGCAAAAUGUGAAACUCAUCGUCGUCAACACUCAUAACCAUCCCGAACAGGUUUCCGUUUCGGAUUCGCUCCGUUUUUGUCUUGACCGAUUUGUUCAGACGGGCGGAAAUUGGCGGUUUUCGACGACGGGCAGUAAUGGAUUGGCACAUUUGGUGGAAGAUUUGUGUGCGGGCCGAAAGAACAAAUACUAUACCAAACUGAUGGAUAGUAGCUGGCACUGGGACAUAAAGACGUACAAAGUGACCCGUUGGCUGAAGGAUGGAGACAAAAUAAUACUGGGUGACGAGUCUCAUCUCAGAAACAUUGUUCAGGUACUUGUGUAGCGAACCGUGAAGCUGAAGAAGUGUUUCAGGUCAUGUGGACUCCAGGUCACACACCAGACAGCAUUGUUCUCUGGUAUCCGUUUGCAAAUCGUCUUUUUGUGGGUGACCUCUUCUACCGUUUCGACGAUUUAAUGUUCACGUAAUACACAUAAUUGCAUAGUCUAUUCAUUCUGCAGGUCACUCUUUUUGCAGUUACCAUUACACUGAUAUUAGACAGUAUGAGAAUUCGGUUCGGAAGAUCUUGAAGUUUGUCCAAAGCCAAGAAAUUGAAGUGAGGGGUCUGGAUCUGUCAUCCGUACUUCUCUUUCCAUUGCAGGUCAGAUAUUCGGCCGCCAAGAAUGAUACCGAUAACAAAUGUCUGCCCACUUUCAAAAUCUACCAUCGCUUCUUGUUGGCUGUCAUUGCCGGAACCCAUAUUGGAACACAUUUGAGGUGAACAACUUUAUUUUUCGUUCUGUGAACAUAAACGAACAAUUCAGAAUCGAUGAUGCGGAAGGAGUGCGUUAUGAGACGAGAGAUAAAAGCAUGAAGGUUGUCAUCGGUCGGAAAAUUGUGCAAAAGUUAAAUGAAGCUAGAGAAAAGGCUACUCAAGUACAAUGA